Molecule: messenger RNA, 3204 nt
Organism: Micropterus salmoides (largemouth bass)
Lineage: Eukaryota; Metazoa; Chordata; Actinopteri; Centrarchiformes; Centrarchidae
Product: b(0,+)-type amino acid transporter 1
Exons: 6
Coding region: 105-1529 (474 amino acids)
Biological process (GO): amino acid transmembrane transport
Cellular component (GO): membrane
Molecular function (GO): L-amino acid transmembrane transporter activity
Source: RefSeq, a predicted model, not a curated record
AGUAGGCUAUUACAUUCAAGUAACUUAUGUUGGACAGUUUUACUGUCUACUCCGCAAAGUGAACAACUGCAGCAUCUUCAUCCUACACUCUCUGAUCUGUGACCAUGGCAGACAAAGAACCUGAAGCCCUGAAAAUGAAGCGGGAAAUUGGGUUGAUUGGCGGUGUAGCACUAGUUUCCGGAACUAUGAUCGGAUCCGGUAUAUUCAUGUCCCCACAGUUUGUACUGGCCUACGCUGGAAGCCCUGGAGCAAGUCUGGUGAUCUGGGCUCUCUCAGGAGUUGUAUCUAUGUUUGCAGCGUUGUCCUAUACCGAGCUUGGGACAGUCAUUUGUGAAUCUGGUGGAGAUUUCAUCUACAUACUGAGGAUCUAUGGUUCAUGUCCUGCUUUCUUUGCAGCAGUCACCUUUAUCCUGGUUGUCAAGCCAUUUGGCAUAGCAGCAAUGGCAAUUAGCAUCGCAGAGUAUGUUAUAGCACCCUUUUACACUGACUGCCAUCCUCCUCAACUGGUAGUGAAGUGUGCUGCAGCUGUGGCUAUACUGGUUGUUGCCACAGUUAAUAUCUUAAAUGUCCGGAUUGCCAUUAGAAUCCAAGUGGUCUUCUUGGUGGCCAAGGUGCUGACGUUGACAUUAAUCAUAAUUGGGGGGAUAGUGGAGCUCACACAUAGCACCAGUGUCAUUGUGGAAAAUCUAAAAGUCGAGAAUGCAUUUAAAGGCACUCAGUACUCUUUGAGCACUCUAGGAAUGUCUUUUUAUCAAGGACUCUGGUCUUACGCUGGCUGGUACAACUUGAACUAUGUCACUGAGGAGCUGAAAAGACCAGAGGUGAAUCUUCCUAGGGCGGUUGUGAUAGCCAUUUCUCUGGUGACUGGCUUAUAUGUGCUGGUGAAUGUGAGCUACCUGACAGUAAUGACGCCUAAAGAGCUUGUGUCCUCCAGCGCAGUAGCAGUAACCUGGGGGAAUAAGGUGUUAGGAAGCUGGGGCUGGAUCAUGUCUGUGGCUGCGGCAUUGUCUGCUUUUGGUUCACUGAACGGGACAUUCUUCAGUGGUGGCCGUGUAUGUUUUGUUGCUGCCAGGGAAGGACACAUGCCAGAUAUUCUGGCCAUGGCUCACAUCCACAGACUGACUCCAUCUCCAGCCUUGAUCUUCACCACUGUUGUGUCUCUGGUGGUGCUUAUCCCUGGAGACUUCCAGAGUAUUGUCAACUUCUUCAGUUUCACUGCCUGGUUUUUCUAUGCCAUCACCUUGUCUGGACUUCUCUAUCUCAAGAUUAAGAAGCCAGAGCUGCCAAGGCCGUACAGGGUUCCCAUUAUACUCCCCAUACUGGUCCUCAUUGCAGCAGUAUUUCUUGUUCUGGCACCCAUCAUAGAUGAUCCUCAGAUUGAAUACCUCUAUGUGACUUUAUUUAUCCUCAGUGGAGCUAUAGUCUACAUACCAUUCAUCCAUUACAAGCUCUGCCCAGGACUGUUAACCAAGUUAACAGUGUUCCUGCAGCUAUUCUUAGAGGUCGCCCCAGCAGAGAAAAACCUGUGAUUUGGGCAGAAAAAUCCAGAAAAAUUAUGUGUUUUUCCAGUUUUAUUGCUCGUGCUUUUUAACUACAUCAGUUUUUGCAUUGAUACUUGUAAAACGCUGCAGCUUACAUUCACUAGCCCCUUAGGAUUACCUCCCAUUUCCAUAUAUUACUUUGCACACACAAAUUUAAUAUUCAGGAGGGUGCAGGAUAUCACAAUCUGCCUAUAAAAAAGUUCAAAAAGCAUUAAUAUGUUGGGUUAUACGUUAGAUUUUCUUUGAAUUUUAGCAAUCUAAAAUGUUUUGUCUUUUUGCACAGAUGUAUUUAGCACUGUUUUUUUUUUGCUGACAUUCAUAGAUUCAUAGUCAAUUUAGAGAAUCUGUACAUAUUGUAUAAGUUGUUAUUUAGUAGUGAGGAAAUUUCACGAAUGGACUUAUUGCACAGGUAGCAAUUUAUCACAGUACCACGCUUGGAUUCACUGAGCUCCUGAGAGCGACCCAUUCUUUCAUGUGUGUAGAAGCAGUCUGCAUACCUAGGUGCUUGAUUUUAUACACCUGUGGCCAUGGAAGUGAUUGCAACACGUGAAUUCAGUGAUUCAGAGGGGUGUCCUACAUCUUUUGGCAAAAUAGUGUAUAUUCUGGAGAAAGUUCUUGCUUCCGAAAAUGGUGUCACCCUGAGAAUUAAAGGUCCAGUGUGUAUAAUUUAGGAGGACCUAUUGAGACAAAUGCAAUAUGAUAUGUUUUCAGUGGUGUAUAAAGAUCUUACAUAAUGAACAGUUGUGUUUUUAUUACCUUUAGAAUAAGCCAUUUCUGUCUAUACACACAACUGGCCUCUACAUGGCCAUGUUGCUUCAUCAUAUUUCUACAGUAGAUCAAAUGGACAAAUGCUCUACAGAGCAUGUUCCGUCACCAUGAUGAAUUUGCACAGGAAGGCGUGAGUGUUGACAGAGCAGUUGGUUUCAAUUCACAAACCUCACCACUGGUUGCCACUAAAACUUGAGACUGAACCUUUAAUUGUAAUUAUUUUGGUGAUGAAUUUUCCAUUCCAUUCACCAUCUGUUCAAAAUUUCAAUUUGUCCAAUGUUAGGGUUUAUGACCAAAUACCUGCAAAACUAAUUAAAUUUCCAUCAGCAUCAGCUGUACUUUGUCUUUAGUGCUGAUUAGCAGUUGUUAGAAUGCUAAUACAGAAAACUGAGAUGGUGAACACUGUUAUACCAGCUAACCGUUAGCCAAUUAGCAUUAUCACUGUAAACAUGUUCGCAUGUUGACUUUAGCAUUUAGCUCUAUGCACUGCUUUGACUACGUACCAUGCUAGUACAGCCUCACAGACUGGCUAGCGUGACUGUACACUUGUUGUUUUCUAAUUCUAGCAGUCAGUAAGACAUCUCGAUGGAGCUGGCCUACCUGGAACAAAUAAGCUUUUAGGGUCUUAAAUUCAAAAUAAACACUCAUACAGAUUAUGUGAAUUAAAAAAAAAAAAGUUUAUUAAAUAAUUGUUAUCUGCCAAAGGGAUAAAACAAGACAUGGCCAAAUUCAUAGUGCAACUUUCACAUGACAAAAGAUUGUUCAACACAAAACAGGAAAGAGCAGGGAAGGGAGAGGUGUGUAUGUGUGUAUAUACAAUGCACCGCAUACGCAUUUAUCUGGUGACACUUUUUGUUUUUUUCAGCAUCACUAUUCCCUUACCUAACAAAUUGCU